This is a messenger RNA of Oncorhynchus nerka (sockeye salmon), 1817 nucleotides long. RefSeq names its product speckle-type POZ protein-like A. The transcript has 11 exons. Gene Ontology annotation, biological process: regulation of proteolysis; proteasome-mediated ubiquitin-dependent protein catabolic process. The coding region runs from base 352 to 1524 and encodes 390 amino acids. The record is from RefSeq and is a predicted model, not a curated record. NCBI's taxonomy places the organism in Eukaryota, Metazoa, Chordata, Actinopteri, Salmoniformes, Salmonidae. Gene Ontology annotation, molecular function: ubiquitin protein ligase binding. Gene Ontology annotation, cellular component: nucleus; cytoplasm.
AGAGACUGGGUUUGAGACAGGUGGUCCGAGACUUGAUGUUGACCUGGGCGUAAAGGAAAGCGGCAAAUAGGAAGCGGGAGGACAUUUUUUUUGUUAUCUGGGAAGCUGCUUCCUAAUCUGCCUCCACCUACCUAGUAAAGUAGCCUAUGAUGUUAGACUCUGAAAAACAUAUACGUUUUUACAUAGCGCUGCGCCUGAGAAUGGUUACAACGCAGUUUUCCAUUGUUUAGCUAGUUAAAUAACUGAUGGUGGAAAUGAACGGCUGAGAUAAGAUUCGUUGCCUUUUAGUGGAAGCAUGGACAUGAAAGGAAAGGUUAAGUGUUAAAGCUGCUGCUGAGGGGGAAGCUGGCCAUGUCACAUGUCCCUCCUCCACCAGGGGACAUGUCUACUGGACCUGUGGCAGAGAGCUGGUGUUACACACAGGUGAAAGUAGUCAAGUUCUCCUACAUGUGGACCAUCAACAACUUCAGUUUCUGUAGAGAGGAGAUGGGGGAGGUCUUAAAGAGUUCCACCUUCUCCUCUGGACCCAACGACAAGAUGAAAUGGUGUCUGAGAGUCAACCCAAAAGGACUGGAUGAUGAAAGCAAAGAUUAUCUGUCGUUGUAUUUACUUCUUGUUAGUUGUCCAAAAAGUGAAGUCAGAGCAAAGUUCAAGUUUUCCUUAUUGAACACUAAAAGAGAAGAGACUAAAGCUAUGGAAAGCCAAAGAGCCUAUCGGUUUGUCCAGGGGAAAGACUGGGGCUUCAAAAAGUUUAUUAGAAGAGAUUUCCUGCUUGAUGAAGCCAAUGGGCUGUUACCUGAUGACAAACUCACCCUGUUCUGUGAGGUGAGUGUGGUGCAGGACUCUGUGAACAUCUCUGGCCAGUCCAACAUGAACAUGCUGAAGGUACCAGAGUGCCAGCUGUCCGACGACCUGGGGAACCUCUGGCAGUGUUCCCGCUUCACUGACUGUUCCCUCUAUGUGGGGGGGCAGGAGUUCAAGGCACACAAAUCCAUCCUGGCAGCAAGAUCCCCCGUCUUUAACGCCAUGUUUGAACAUGAGAUGGAGGAGAGUAAAAAGAACCGUGUGGACAUCAGUGAUGUGGAGCCAGACGUGUUUAAGGAGAUGAUGGGAUUCAUCUACACAGGGAAAGCUCCCAACCUGGAGAAGAUGGCAGACAACCUGCUGGCAGCUGCUGACAAAUAUGCCUUGGAGCGUUUAAAGGUGAUGUGUGAAGAGGCUCUGUGCACCAGCCUCUCUGUGGAGAACGUGGCUGAUACCCUGAUCCUGGCGGACUUACACAGUGCCGAGCAGCUCAAAGCACAAGCCAUAGAUUUUAUCAACAGGUGCAGCGUCCUCCGACAGCUGGGCUGUAAAGAUGGGAACAACUGGAAUAGCAGUCAUGCCACGGACAUAAUGGAGACGGCAGGCUGGAAGUCAAUGAUCCAGUCCCACCCUCACUUAGUGGCCGAGGCCUUCAGAGCCUUGGCAUCGGCACAGUGCCCGCCCUUCGGCCUGCCGAGGAAACGCCUAAAACAGUCCUGACUGCUACAGCCCUCUGAUCCAGACAGAGAGCUGAGGCAGCCCACUGAUCCAGACAGAGGGCUGAGGCAGUCCUCUGAUCCAGACUGAGAGCUGAGGCAGCCCUCUGAUCCAGACUGAGAGCUGAGGCAGCCCACUGAUCCAGCCCACUGAUCCAGAAAGAGAGCUGAGGCAGCCCACUGAUCCAGACAGAGAGCUGAGGCAGCCCACUGAUCCAGACUGAGAGCUGAGGCAGCCCACUGAUCCAGACUGAGAGCUGAGGCAGCCCACUGAUCCAGGAAGAGAGCUGAGGCAGC